Messenger RNA from Vicia faba (fava bean), 945 nucleotides. The record is from the annotation of a GenBank genome assembly. Lineage: Eukaryota; Viridiplantae; Streptophyta; Magnoliopsida; Fabales; Fabaceae.
AUGAAGCAUCUUAUUACUGUUUGCAUCGUGGUCUUGUGGGCAUAUGCAUACCCAAGCAUGUCUCAAAUGUUGUCUGAAUCAUCUGUUAUUAAAGCACAUCAGCAAUGGAUGACAAAGUAUGGAAUCACAUAUAAAAAUAGUUCCGAAAUGCAGAAACGCUUCCAGAUAUUCAAAGAGAAUUUAGAUUAUAUUGAGAAGUUUAAUAGUGCUGGUAAUAAGACCUAUACCCUCGGCUUAAAUCCAUAUUCUGAUUUAACAACGGAAGAGUUUAAGGCUUCCUACACUGGACUCAAACUUCCAAGCCAUGCUUAUUCCUCCAAAACCAUAUCAAAUGAAGUACUGUUCAACAUCAGUACCGAUAAUAUUCCAUCAAGAAUCGAUUGGAGAGAGAGAGGAGCGGUGACCCAUGUUAAGAAACAAGGAGAAUGUGAUGCUUGUUGGGCUUUUGCAGCUGUGGCGGCCGUAGAAGGUUUUUGGAAAAUAAAAAUGGGCACUCUGUUGACAUUGUCCGAGCAACAACUAAUUGAUUGCGAUAACGGUAGCAACGGAUGUAUCGGUGGUGAUAUUAUGAGUGGCUUAGAUAAUAUAAAAGCAAACCGAGCUAAAGCUUACAUAACUUGUGCCAUAAGGCUAAAAAGAAAUGAUGAAGAAAAUUUAUUAAGAGCCGUGGCAGAAGAGCCUGUGGCAGUUGGUAUCUCUGUUGGGGAUGACUUUUUUAAAUACAGCGGAGGGGUUUAUUCAGGAUCAUGCGGAACCUCUCUAGACCACGGGGUUACUAUAGUUGGUUAUGGAACAACUGUAACAGGAUUGAAAUAUUGGUUGAUUAAGAAUUCUUGGGGUAAAAAUUGGGGUGUGGAUGGAUACAUGAAGAUAAAAAGACAAGGUGGUGGACCUGAAGGUCAUUGUAGCAUUGCUUUUUAUGCUGUUAUUCCCUGUAUAUAUUGA